This is a messenger RNA of Poecilia reticulata (guppy), 2334 nucleotides long. Its product is annotated as PI-PLC X domain-containing protein 1-like. Gene Ontology annotation, biological process: lipid metabolic process. The record is from RefSeq and is a predicted model, not a curated record. Lineage: Eukaryota; Metazoa; Chordata; Actinopteri; Cyprinodontiformes; Poeciliidae. Gene Ontology annotation, molecular function: phosphoric diester hydrolase activity.
AAAAAAAAUUAGAAAGGAAAGAAAAAAGGAGGAAAUAGUAGGUAAAACUAAUACUUAUCUUGGUUUUAGAACAAUUUGAAAUUUUUAAAUCUUUGUUUUUAAAAGUCUUGCACAAAAACACAAAGUGCAUGUGAUAGGAUAAUCAAAUGCCAGGAGAAACAGGGAUCAUGUGCUUCUUGAUCUUCCUUAUUAGUUAGUCCUGAAAGGACCUGGAGCUUCCUCUUUCACGGUCAGGAUCAAGUCCUCCAGCUUUACCUCGAUCAUUAUUACAUUUCAAAAAGUCACAAGAAUGAAAACUGAUAACUGUUGAGUCAAUUCCUGCCCCCUACUGGUUAAAACGCACAACAUUAUAGAUGCACACACGUUUAGAAAGUCUUUUGAAGCCUCUCCAAAACAACUACAAAUCCUAAAAUAAUCUGUUUAAACAGUUAUAAGUAUUUCUAACUUUUUAAAUACUCCGUAAUACACAUAAAAAGCGAAAAUAGUUAAAUUUUUUAAAAAUGUGAUAAAAUAAUUAAGAAUUUUAUUUAUAUAUUUUCAAGGAAAACUUUGAUAAAUUGAGUGUUUUUCCUAUGGUGCGCUGCAAUAUCAUUCCACAUCUAUUGGUGGCGCUGCGUUGUUUCGGUUACUGUAACCAAGAAGAAGAAAAAGUUGAAAACAGGAAGUGUUUGUAAACAAAUACGUGACGGAUACCAAAUGGGGUUAAGCAGUAUUGUCACACAUUUUUUUUCUCUUUUUGAUGAAAUGAGAGAAAUGUAGCAGAGAGUUGGAGAUGGGGGACAACCAGCGGGAGAAUGUCGGAGAAGGAAACUCGGACUGGAUGUCCCGUCUGCCGGAGGAGCUCCUGGACGUCCCGCUUUGGAACCUGGCUAUUCCUGGGAGUCACGACAGCAUGUCCUUCUGCCUGGACAUGUCCUCCCCGGUGCUCAAGUCGGAGCCCUGGCUUCUCCGGCUGACGGACCGACUCUUCCCCUGCUUGAUCCGACCCUGUAUUUACCGCUGGUCCACCACACAGCAAUCUGUCCUCUGGUAUCAGUGUGAGCUCGGUAUUCGCUACUUGGACCUGCGGAUCGCCAGGAAGCCAGCAGGGGGCAGCAGUUUGUUCUUCGCCCACGGGAUCUACACGCUGAUGAGCGUCAAGGAGGCUCUGGAGGAGCUGGCAUCGUGGCUGGACGCUCAUCCCAAAGAGGUCAUCAUCAUCUCCUGCUCUCACUUUGAAUCUCUGACUGAUGAAGAUCACGUCCAGCUGGUGGACUUCAUCCUCUCGCUCUUCAGCAAGAAGCUCUGUUUGUCACAGGAUACUCCCACGUUGCGUUCCUGUUGGUCUGGAGGUCAGCAGGUCAUUCUCUCCUAUGAUGACCUGCAGAUGGAGUGUCAGCACCGCCAGCUGUGGCCAAAAAUACCUUACUGGUACGCUGACAGCCCAGAUCCAAAGGAAGUGAUCGCUUAUCUGGAGGAAAAGAAACGCCAUGGAAGACCAGGUCAUUUUUACGUCAGCGGUCUGAACCUGACUGAAGACGCUCGCUACAUCCUCCUUCACCCCCUCCAGAACCUGAGGAGGAUGACGGUGGAGGCGCUCUCGCUGCUGCUCCGUUGGACCGCAGAGCAGCGCCCCGGCCCGGGAGUGGGCGGAGUCAACAUCGUGUGCUGUGACUUCGUAGGUUUCAGUAGGUUCUGUUCGAUCGUGAUCGGCCUGAACUUCAAAUUGCUGAAAGCUGCAGCCAGGACUUCUUCUGGUUCCCAGUUACCUCCGGGAUGAGCCGCUUGAACUGGUUCCACUGGUUUAGUUGGGAACAUUAGCGCUCAGUGUUACAGAAAAACAUUUGGAAACAUUUGGAGCAAGUUACCAGAAUCUCCACACUGUUGUGUACAAUUUCUUAUCAAUUAAUUCAUCUUAACCUUUGCUUCACAAUUAUUAUUGAUCACAUUUCAAUCAAUUUAACUGCAAACUGUUACACUUUUAAACACAUUUCUAGUUUGAUAAAUUGUCUGUACAUAUGUGUAAAAAAAAAUUUAAAUCAGCGUUUUCUUCUGUGAAAUCAAAUAUUUUUGUAUGACUGAAUGAACUCAAUACAGUUGGUUGGGCUCAAACAAAUCUGUUUAAGGGUCUUUUUUAUUUUAGUUUUAUACUAAAAGGUUUUAAUUUAAAUAUUCACCAUCUUCUAAUUACUUAUUAGUCAUUCUGUCUAUAUGUCAGCACACAAAUCAGACAUAUCUACUAAAUUACCAAGAACCAGAGAAUUAGAAAAUGUCUAAUUUAUUUGAUUUCCUGAAUAAAUUACGACCAAAAAAGCCAUUUUAUAUCGAAUAAAACUGGUUACAUUAUGUCUUCAA